GAGUGCAUAGUGAUAACUGUGAAGUGUUGAGAGAAGGAUGAUCCAGAGGCACCAGCUGGUGCAGUCUGUGCUGCAGGAGCUACAAGAAGCCACCGAAUGCUUUGGUUUGGAGGGCCUCACCAGUGCUGCACUGGAGGCAGAGAGGACCUUGUCAUCUUUCUCCCUACCUGGCUAUUGUGGGAGUCAGUUCCAAGAGGAGCUGGAGGUUGACCGGGUAGCCAGGAGCCUCUAUCCUGAGGAUGCCCCAAGUAACAUGCUGCCUCUCGUUUGCAAAGGUGAGGGAAACCGCCUCUUUGAGGCUGCCAGUGUGCUGCUCUGGGGCAACCCCAGCCUCAGCCUGGAGCUGCAGGUGCGUACUGUGGUGGAGAUGCUGCUGCACAAACAAUACUACUUGAAUGGCAUGAUUGAUUCCAAAGUGAUGCUGCAGGCUGCCCGCUAUUCCCUCUGCACUGAGGAGACCCCAGAGAUGACCAGCCUCCCCAUGGCUAUCCUGGAAGCCAUCUUUGAUGCUGAUAUCAAAGCUACCUGUUUUCCUGGAACCUUUGCCAACAUGUGGCAUGUCUAUGCUCUUGCCUCAGUACUGCAGUGUAACAUCUACUCCAUCUAUCCCAUGAGCAACUUGAAGAUCCGACCUUAUUUUAACCGGCUUAUCCGGCCCAGGAAGUGCGGCCCACGAACCUCCACGCUACACAUCAUGUGGUCCGGGCAGCAGCUUUCCCGGCAAGUCUUUAAAGCGCAGUACUUUGUGGCUGUGGUUGGCCUGGAGGAGCUGGAACCCACAAUACCUUCACCAGAGCCUCCUGUCCAGCCCAUGAAGACCCUUGAGCUGCUGAACAGUGACCCCCAGUUGACCUACUCCAACCUGCGUGACCGCUACAGCAUUACCAAGAGCACCUUCUACCGCUGGAAGCGCCAGUCUCGUGAACACCGGCAGAAAGCGGCUGCCAGGUUUGCAGCUAAACAUUUCCUCCAGUCCUGCUUUCAGGAGGGCAAUGUAAUCCCCCUCCAGCACUUCCGACAAAUGUUUCCAGAAAUCUCCCGAUCCACGUACUAUGCCUGGAAGCAUGAGAUGCAGAGCAUGGUCAAUGGUGAUGCCUCUGCUCUGUCUGAGGCCCACAGGUUGCAGGAACUUCACAGGGUUGUCCCAAAAAAGGCCGAUGUGAAUGAGCCAGCAAAUCCACAGGGGAGCUUAAAAUCCUCAAGUCCUUCCCUAGAUCCCAUUCAAGCAGGAAUCUUUAUGCAAGGAGCCAAAUCCUACCUGGAGAAAUGCAUUUCCAUGAACACUCUGGUGCCUUACAGGUGCUUCAAACGCAGCUUCCCUGGCAUCUCCAGGUCCACUUACUAUAACUGGCGAAGAAAAGCAAUCAAGGAGAACCCCAACUUCAAACACCCCCAAUCACCCUUGGAUAACCAGAAAACUCUAGCUAUAGGAAAGCCAUUCCUGCAGUUGAAGCCAAGCAGCGUGCCUGUUAGGAAGAGACGGAAUGGAGACCGCUCAGUGUCCAGGAGUCUCCUGCAGCUCCAUCCUUCUCUGUGCUGGAGAAAGCAGCUGCGAGAUGUGGCCAGGAGGCAGGUCCAGCAAUGGCAGCUGCCGUUCUGCAAGUACCGCCUGCGCUAUCCAUCUCUCUCCUCCACAGCCUACUGGUUUUGGAAGGGCAGUGGCCAAACCAUUUGGCAGCAUCGUCUGCCGUGGAGCAGCUCCAGCCUGCCAUUGAACCAUGUGGCUUCCCUGGCACCUCCAAAAGCAGAGCCAGGCCUCAAACCACAGUGCCAUUUGGAGGCAGCCACCAAGCACAUAGAUAAGCCAGUGCCUGCCAUGCCGUGCAACACCACCGUUUCGAGCUAUGCCAUGUCGGAGAGAGCCAACAGCCGGAUGUUUGUGAUGGAUGUGAUUGCCACUGCCCAAUUCAAGGCACAGGCCAAGCUGUUCCUGCAGCAGCGUUUUGAGUCGAAGACCUUCCCAACCUACAAAGAGUUCAGUGCCCGCUUCCCGCUUACGGCCCGUUCCACCUAUUACAUGUGGAAGCGUGCUCUGCACGAUGGGCUGACAUUGGUGGAUGCCUGAGCACCAGCUGCCAGCUUUCUUGGCCACAGCUCCUCUGCUGAUGUGCCCUUUGGCUCUCUGGUGGGGUGCCCAGGUUGGGGGCCUUGCUAAUUUUUGUUCUGGUUUGGUUUUGUUUUGUUCCUAGUCUCUGGCGUUCUUUUUUGUGUGGUUCAAUCAGAUAUGGGAGCAUCCUCACAGUGCCUAUUCCCAGAGGCUGGAGGAGUGGAAGGAAAAGGCAUUGAGUAUCCCAAGGGAGAGGGGCCAAGUAAUUUUCCUCUCUUUGUGCUCAGAGGAUGAGCAAGGGAGGUAGUACUGUGCCGUGUCAUGGGAUGCUGCUGGGCCUCAUGAGAUGGAGGAUGUGAAAGUCUCUCUGUUGUGGCAGUUGCUUGAACGAGUAAUGUGGAUGUGCAGGAUGAGCAUGGAGGUGCCAUAGCAUCUCAUCAGUGUGCAGAGCAGUACUGGCUCAGCUGUAGGUGAGGAGAGGUUUGGGGAGUGCUCAGCUUUAUGUAAGAAGCUUUGGUCUGGGCUUUUUCCAGAUAAAGACAAUAAAAGCUUCACUUGGGGUGAGCAAAGCUCUGGCUUUUAAUACCAGUCUGUGGCUGACCUGAUCUUUCCUAGAUGGAGCAGAGGCUGGUAGAUGAGGGUUUUUUUGUGUCCUCAUUGUAAUCUGUAUGCUGAGCAUGCUAAGCUAUGAGUCAGUGUCUUUUGCAGGCUCUGGAGAAGCUGUCCCUGACCUUCCAGGUCUUGUAGCAAUAACUUUUCAUACAAACCAUUCUCUCAGCUGGCAGCUGCCUUUUCUAGGGUCUCUCUUCCCUGAUGUCUAGGAGAAUGCAGAGAGACUGCAACUUGUGUUCCCAGUGUCCCUGCAUCCCCUGUGCUGUGCUGCAAGCAGCAUGGAUGCCUAUCUCUCACUUGUAAAAAACCAAAGCAAUAAAUACUCUUCCACUCCUAGUCCUGUGUGGUUUCUCAUUCUCACUGCAUGAUUUCUAGGCAAGGUUUCCCCUCCAUCUCUGCUUUCUAAAACUCAAAUGGGCACAGAGAGCCUGUGCACACCUCAAUCCCUUCUCCUGAGAUGAUCUUCUUCUGGUUCCUGGUGGGUAGUGUCUGCUGCUUGAUGUCUCCUCUCCGGAGGCCUGGCUGGAGCUGUGCUCUCCUUGGUAAGAGCCUAAGGCUUGCCUUCCAGAACAGAUGCAAGGCUGGUGAUAACCCAGUGUGCAAAGCCCUGUGUGACAGCAGGGAUGCAGUGACAAUGUCUGAGAUGUUGGUGGUGCUGCCCUGAAGUGGUGGUGGUGUACUGGGAGCUGAAACCAGCUGUUUGCACCUCUGCCCCAUGAGCAUAUUGAGGCAUAAGGCUGAGGAGGUCUCUGCCUGACUCCAAAAACCCUUGUCCCCUUAGUGUGUGAGUUUUCCUGUGGUGUCUGUCAGCAUGGCUGUGCAGGACCAGACUGUAAGAUGUCUAGGGCUGGCCAGUACCACUGAGGGUUGUGCUGACAACGGCAGUACCUGUUCUUGCUUCCCAGGAAGCUGUCAGAAGUCAGAGCAACCUACAGAUGUGGGGGGAGAGCUUCCCAAACUGCAUUUACAAGGUGGGUUCCUGAGUCAGCAGGACUGACUCUUGUCUUACUCUCAGGCCUUUGACAGGGCAUUAUGAGCUUUGGUGACCAUGUUAUGGGGAGAUGCAAUACACAGGUGAUGUGUCUGUCCCAAAUUCAUCCCCCUGCUCUGUCACACCCCCUCUUCCCAAGCUUGCUGGCAAAUAACUUGUUUUGCCUUUAGGUGUCUGGAACCUGUCACUGGCUGCUACAGCCCAGUCCUAACGUAGGCUGGCUUCACUCCCUGUGAGCCUCCUAGGCAGAGGGAGCCCUAUGCUAGAAAGUUCUACUGAGCUUUCUUCUGCAUAAACCUGUAGGAGAAAGGGGUGCUCAGGGUUCCCUUAAGGUGAGGCAGCCAUGUUGAACAAGCACCUGGGGCAUGUCUUGAGAAACCAUUUAGCUCCUUGUCCUUGGCAAUGGGAAGAUUUCACCACCACCCACCCAUGCCAGCAUGUCCUCUGUGGUCCCAGAGGAGGAGUUCUGGGGCACUUGCUGCUUUGGGAAGGGAAGCACAGAAGGAGUAAGGAGCUGCCAAGCAGUGCUGUGUGCUGCUGCAGAGAGCCCUGGGCUCUGUGUCAGGAAGUAAUUGAAGUAAUUAGCUGCCAGGGAGGACUCAUCCAUGAACUCCUCUAAGGGAGUGAGCUGGUAAUUACUCCAGAAAGAUUACCUAUGUCUCCAAACUGCUGGAGGCUGGAGAUAGCUGCUUUUAGCAGCAGUGGUUGUAGUAGCAGCUGUGGCAAUGGAUGGAAGACCCCCAGAAUGUUCCCUGCCUUGCCUGAGCCAAGGGAAGCAGCAGGGAGGGUGGGUUUUCUGGCAGUGGGUACAAACAUGGGCCCUAUUUGGGUGGCUGUGAGGCUGGGGCAGAUUGUGCCUGAUAGCAGGGCUGGGACAUCCAUCAGCAGGGCACAGCAUGAAGGGUGGUGGUCACUGCUGGGGGCAGUUGGGCACCAGGAGAGCCUGGGGGGUGCUUUGUGGCAGGGCCCAGUGCUCUGCAGGAUGAAGGAAUGGCUUCUGCUUCACAUCAGACAACUCACCCUGAACUGGGAGUGCUGCAUGCAUCACACCUGGCUAGCUGCAGGAUCAAUCUCUUCUGAGUUCCCCAACCCUUUGCAUGACAAUUUUUAGAAGGUCUGGUGAAGAGAUCUAGGUGUAUUGUUUUUCCUGCCUUAGCUGGAUGCCUGCGUGGGGCAUGGUGGGUGAAAUAAUAUUCACGUCCCUUCCUAUGCCUUGCUGGGAGCAGGCCAUGCUGGAUCGCUGCCAGCUGGCACCACCUAAAUGGGUGGUGGUGCUUGCUCAUUAUUGAUGUUGUUUGUGGCUGAGCAGAGCUUAAAUGGGGGGGAAAUUGUAGCACUUGAUUUGUAAAUGUCAUGCUGCUCUCACACUGAGGUGGUGCUGGGAGAUGCCUUUGAGGCAGGCUCUGCUGUUCCACAUCACACUGCCAGGUACCAGAUGGUGAUUCUCUCCCUUUGCACCUGGGCAGUGGGGUUUAGCUCAGGUGUCACCUAAACUCCUUCACAGACAGGGACUUAAAAAUAUUGACUCCAGAAAAGAU
Cyanistes caeruleus (blue tit) is the source of this 5188-nucleotide messenger RNA. It is a transcript of the gene VRTN, whose product is annotated as vertebrae development associated. NCBI's taxonomy places the organism in Eukaryota, Metazoa, Chordata, Aves, Passeriformes, Paridae. Gene Ontology annotation, cellular component: chromatin. The record is from RefSeq and is a predicted model, not a curated record. Gene Ontology annotation, biological process: regulation of transcription by RNA polymerase II.